AUGAAAAUUGCAGAUUUUGGUGUUGCAUGGGCCGAUACAAAUAACGGCAUUGAACCUAGAGGAAAAAUGAAGUUUGAGGUUGGAACAAGGCAUUACCGUGCACCAGAACUUAUAUUUUCUGCUGGAGAUUAUACCAACGCAAUUGAUUUGUGGUCUAUUGGAUGCAUAUUCGCAGAAUUUUUCACAAGACCUUCUGGUUCACCCUUAUUUAAUGGUGAAAGUGAUAUAGAGCAAUUAGCCAAAAUAUUUCAGGUGUUAGGUGUCCCUACCGAGGAAACUUGGCCCGAAAUGAAAAAUUUCCCUGACUAUGGAAAGUUGAAUUUCAAAAUAAAGGAAUGCCUAGGAUUAACGAAACAACAAUUGCCAGAAGCGAAUUCUCCGGAUAUCAUACAAUUCAUCUCAAAAUUCCUGGAAUACGGCUUCGAAGAACGAAUGACGGCAAAUCAAGCAUUGCAAGAUUCGAUUUUUGAUUCCAGUGAUUUCUUGAAAACUCGAGUUGAGUUGUAA
Messenger RNA from Acaulospora colombiana, 507 nucleotides. Lineage: Eukaryota; Fungi; Glomeromycota; Glomeromycetes; Diversisporales; Acaulosporaceae. The record is from the annotation of a GenBank genome assembly.